AUGGCUCUCUUUAUACGUCUCGACGCUAGUCGAGGUCUAAGCAAAGGCACAUCCGAGGAUCUCUCGGAUCGGGACAACGAGGACAAUAUGCUAAAAAGCUCAAAGGCGCCUGAGAGUGAUAUGAGGACCCCAGAGAACGUUCCAGGAGCAUUUGGGGACCAAGAGGGAGUUCCGAUAUAUGAUUUUUCUCCUGGCAUGGUUAUAGAAGAUAAUGAGAUGCAGAGUCCACCGGCAGCCAUUGAAGACGGUGAUAACAACCUGAUGAGUAAUCUGAUCAAUCGUUUCGUCGAUGACGUGGACGAUCUUCGUGACCUUGAUUCCAUCGGAAAUCAGCGGGAUCAAAGGCACACCGAUGCAAGUCGGUCAUCGACUGCCGCUCACGACAGAGGUUACCAAAAGCACAAAAAGGUAGAAAUUAUGGCCCUCUUCGACGUAGAUGUCAGCACUGACGGAUCAGCCAUCGGAGAUGACAUUCCCACAGGCGCUACCCUAUCCACGACUGCUGACCUUGAAGUCGUUCGUGCAAAUCUGCACAAAGCCCUCCAAUCGGGCGCGGAAGCCGAA
Messenger RNA from Dibothriocephalus latus, 564 nucleotides. The record is from the annotation of a GenBank genome assembly. Lineage: Eukaryota; Metazoa; Platyhelminthes; Cestoda; Diphyllobothriidea; Diphyllobothriidae.